UCACUUCCGGAUUACUUCCGCGUUAACAAUUUCGAAGUCUGGUGGAUCAUUAGCGAUUAUUUCCGACGCCGAUUGCAUGGUUUAAAUUUAUUUUACUACAAAGGGAUAAAUGAAGCCGACCUGGUUGUCUCAUGAAGGACGAUAAUGGACAAAGUUGUGUCCAAAUUGACCGAAAAACGCCUCGUUUUCGCGGCGUCCUUCGUUCUGCGGCUGCUUCUGGUGGUUUAUGGACAGCAUCAGGAUGCGACCAUGGAAGUGAAAUACACUGAUAUCGAUUAUCAGGUGUUUACAGAUGCUGCGAGGUUCGUGACUGAGGGAGGCUCCCCAUACAAGCGGUCCACCUACCGCUACACUCCUCUUCUAGCCUGGCUUCUUACCCCAAACAUCUACCUGAACGUGGUGUUUGGGAAGAUUCUCUUCAUCGUAUGUGAUGUUGCGUCAGGUAUGAUCAUCUACGCCAUCCUCCGCCUCCGAGGUCUGAGCUGCCAGACUGCACAGUGUGUUUGUUCUUUGUGGCUUCUCAACCCGCUGCCGAUGGCCGUGUCGAGCCGAGGGAACGCAGAGUCCAUCCUGUCAGCUUUGGCACUGGGAACGUUGCUGUGUUUGGAAGCCAGACAUCUGAUUUGGGCGGCUGUUCUCUACGGUCUGUCCGUCCAUAUGAAGAUUUACCCCAUCGCCUACGUGCUGCCCAUCGCGCUGACCCUUCGCACGCCACAGACCACAGAUGAAGACGGGAAGAUGACGACAUGGAAGAAGUUUGUUGGUUUCAUUGAAAGUUUGAUCAACCACGAGCUGAUUGUCUUCGGAGGUGUUUCAGGAGGAGUGUUUUUGACCCUCACAGCACUCUUUUAUUACAUGUAUGGUUGGCAGUUUCUUUAUGAGACAUACUUCUACCAUCUGAGCAGAAGAGACAUCAGACACAACUUCUCGCCAUACUUCUAUAUGCUCUACCUGACUGCAGACAGCUGGUGGAGCUGGGGAAUGGGCCUGGCAGCGUUCUUGCCUCAGAUCAUCCUGCUGCUGGUGGCAUCCUGGAAUUUUCAUCGUGAUCUGACCUUCACGUGUUUCCUCAAUACAGCCAUCUUCGUGUCCUUCAACAAAGUCUGCACAUCACAGUACUUCCUUUGGUAUCUGUGCUUACUUCCUGUGGUCAUCCCAAACCUGCGUCUGUCUGUCAGAAGGGGGCUGCUCCUGCUGCUCCUAUGGUUUGUUGGACAGGGAAUUUGGUUGGUUCCAGCCUACUUCGUGGAGUUUGAAGGCUAUAAUAGCUUCUUCUUGAUCUGGUUGGCUGGACUGAUCUUCUUAGUUAUCAACUGCUUUGUCUUGAUUCAGAUUAUAACUCACUACAAACCAGCACAAGGACUGAAGGCUGAAUGACUUUGUUCUUCUGAAUGUGGAAAUAUUUUUCCAAACUUCAUGAAAAAAAAUGUAUGGAUCUUAAUCUAUGCAGAAUAAAAUUUAUAUUUUACUCA
Melanotaenia boesemani (Boeseman's rainbowfish) is the source of this 1472-nucleotide messenger RNA. It is a transcript of the gene pigm, whose product is annotated as phosphatidylinositol glycan anchor biosynthesis, class M. The transcript is spliced from 8 exons. The record is from RefSeq and is a predicted model, not a curated record. Gene Ontology annotation, cellular component: glycosylphosphatidylinositol-mannosyltransferase I complex; membrane. The coding region runs from base 145 to 1377 and encodes 410 amino acids. Lineage: Eukaryota; Metazoa; Chordata; Actinopteri; Atheriniformes; Melanotaeniidae. Gene Ontology annotation, biological process: GPI anchor biosynthetic process. Gene Ontology annotation, molecular function: GPI mannosyltransferase activity; alpha-1,4-mannosyltransferase activity.